UUUUGUUCAGUCUAGUUUGAUCAGCUCAAAGAUUAAAGAUGUCUCCAUUGUUCCUAAGUGUGUUGGUAGUACUGGGGGUCAGUGUUAGCGCACAAUUCGAUACCGGAUUUAACAGAUUUGACAGAUUUGGCCGCAGAUGCCAAACAACAUCUAUUGGAGACACGUGUCCGGGGUAUCAGGUCUGUCUGGCAGGCACGUGCCGGGAUGCUCGAGGAAACUUUGAGAGAUGCUCAAUGGGUGGGACAUGCGAAAAUUCCUUUACACACACGUGCAGAAAAGGAUAUUGUGUACCAACUUUAGGAACAUGUAGAUUGGAUCGCGACUGCGGGAUUCGGCAAAGAUGUAAUUUGGGGACAUGUGUAGCUGAUACCACCAGGGAAUGCCGAUCGGAACGAGACUGCGGAUUUGGUUCCCAGUGUGUAGGAGGCAGAUGUUAUUCAGAUUCAACACAGUGCAGGAGAGACGUGGACUGUGGACCAAAUCAAAGAUGCCGAGGAGGAACUUGUCUCGCAGACACACAUUGCAAUCAGGAUAAUGAUUGUGGAUUCGGUCAGUACUGUCGAUUCGGCACCUGUAUGGAAUCAAACAUAGGAGGUCCAAUGAUUCCUGGAGGUAUGGGAGGACGAUGUAGGAGGACCAGAGACUGUGAGUUGUACGAGCGAUGCUUUAACGGUUACUGUAUGCCAGGUCAGAACCAGGGAUCCUCUUACUGUGAUCUUUACCGUGGGAGAAACUGUCAGCUAGGAUACCAGUGUUUAAACAAUCGAUGUGUACCUAUGGGUACAGAAACUCACCAGGAAUAUUGUAGAAGCAGUCGACAAUGUGAAUCUGGCUACCGCUGUGUGAGAGGGCGCUGCACACCACGACGCCUUUAAUACCGGAUAAAGGUGCUUACAAAAAUGAUGCAGGAGAAGACCCAGGUUGAGAAUAAAUCGAGAGGCAUGUACGGACAAUUCUUUUGUGGAGAAAGAAAGACAAUAGUUGUGACGACAUAGUUCUUAAUAAAUUGAAUAAAAUUUAAAA
Saccostrea cuccullata (small rock oyster) is the source of this 1023-nucleotide messenger RNA. RefSeq names its product tenascin-like. The coding region runs from base 39 to 875 and encodes 278 amino acids. The transcript has 20 exons. The record is from RefSeq and is a predicted model, not a curated record. Lineage: Eukaryota; Metazoa; Mollusca; Bivalvia; Ostreida; Ostreidae.